AGUAUGGUGAUGGAGUCAAACGUAUGCGACUAGAUAUAAUCAUGACCAUCUGCUAUAAACUGUUACAACCCGCCUACAUUCUUGAAAGAUUGAAAGAUCUUAUCACAGAAUAUUACAAUAUAAAUGUUCUGUACCAUAUAAACACGAGCACAGUGCUGACAAACCUAGAAACAUGGUCAGGGUGACUAUGGCAGAUUCGAACCCAGAGUUUUAGAUCUCUAGUGCGCCUAACGGACACAGUGCUGAAGAGCGAACAGCGACGCCUCUCACGACCGUGCUACACUGGCCCCCAAGUUGCAGUUGCCAUGUUCAACAUGCCAAUACACAUAUCGAUGUCACGCACAUGACAAGAAAAAGCCAACAUGGUGGAUUGAUCUUAACGGGAUUACUUGGCAGUGCUUGGGACUACACUUUGAAAAGUAUAGUUUGGUUCACUACAUCAGUCAAAAAGACUCUCUGUGUCCUCUCCCUUGAUCUCAAUCUGACGUCCUACUGCCCGCAAGGGUACAGUUUCAAGUGGUCAGCGCUGUGACACUCCUGGAAUGCUACUGCAAGCUGUCAAGUCCAUAGUCUCCCACUCUACGUUGUGACGUGUGAACACAUAUGGAUAUUUCUACGAUAGCAGGUGGUACAAUCGUUGGUUGAAAAUGAUGGUAAAACAUAACCAAGUACAUGUAUUACUGGUUCUGACUGUGACUUUCAUCCAUGGUGUAUCCCCUACACAAGUCCCGUGUCCAGGUGGAGUGGCAACACUGGAGACAGAAUACACCAUAGCUGGUGACAGAAGCAGCUAUACAGGCUUUAUAUGGGUACGACCAACUGACGGCCGGUAUGUCGUCACCUGCAACCCCAGGUGCAGCCCUGUGGCUGGAUACAGUGCAACGAACGACACACUCUCUACACUCACUAUAGACAGUGUCGGAGUGAAUGAUACUGGCACAUGGAAGAUCGUGGAUGCAAAUGUAGUGGAUGCCAUCCCUGUAGACGUGUGUCAUCUCACCGCAGCUAAAACUCCCGAAUGUAACAUCAGUACUGAUGUGGACACAGAUGCCCUUGAGCUCGGCACAAACCUCACAGUCACAGUGUAUAUCAACGGCUACUACUGUUCCAAGGAAACUGGCUUCAAUCUUACCACUGGGGCUGUCAUGGAGACGUUGUCGACGAAACACAACGUCAGUGAUGUCAAGACUGACGUCAUUAACAAAACUAUCAAUAUUGACCUUUCACGUUUUGGUGACGUCACGGUGUCGUUUGCAUGUGACGUUAUGAGCAGUGAUCUGAGCUGUAGUGGAGUUAAGAGGUUGUUAAAAAGUCCCCCACAGUGCAACAUCAGCAGUGAUACAGACACUGAUGUACUGGAGCCAGGUACAAAUCUCACUCUGACAGUGGACAUGAGAGGCUACUACUGUUCUCAACAAGCUGGGUUUGAUCUAACUACAGGCAGCGUCACAGACGUCUUGUUGCAGAACCAGACCACGCACAACAUCACCGACACUGUCCAGCACCACGUCUUCAACGUCUCAUCUGAUCGUUUGGGAAAUGUCAGUGUUAUGUUUAGAUGUGACAACACCAAUAGAUCACUUACGUGCGAUGGAGUUUCCAAGUUGAGCGCUGCUCCUUCACCAACAACAGCCCCCCCAUCGACAGCUGCUCCUUCACCAACAACAGCCCCCACAUCGACAGCUGCUCCUUCACCGACAACAUCCCCGACACCGUCAGCUGCUCCUUCACCAACAACAUCCCCUACGUCGACAGGAACAAGCUACACGUCACCAAGCUCACCAACAGCAUCUGAGAGGUCGUCAACACCCACAAGUCCAUCUACUACAGAGUCAUCACCAUCCGACCUUACCUUAGGUCUUGCUAUUGGACUAACGCUGCUCUUUUGUGUAAUUGUACUUGGUAUUGUGUUGUGUUUCCGGGAAAGGCUUAAAAAAAUUGGAAGGUACAUUGUACAAAGUCCUGAUAAGAUUCUAAAACAGCGUCACGAAAUGCGAUCACAGCAACCGAUUCAGGACAACUUUUCAUCCAUAGGGUAAUUACCAUGUAUGACUGUACAUCACUCAAUUGUCAUUAGAUAAAAAAGCUGAUCUCAGUAUUAAUGAUCAUCACCAUUGCAUUGUGCCCUUUAAAGCCAAGGGGGGCACAGGGGGCCCUGUCGACUAAGACGCCGCGAUUCACUGAUCAGAUUUGCGUCCCUCCUAUGAUUGUGGUUCAAAUCCCGGUUCGCCCCAAUUAUGAUUUUAGGUUUUUCAACACCAUAUCCGAGUUCGUGGGUUUCAUCGAAGUGGUAAAUGUCUGAGAUCUGCAUCACUUAAGCCUUUCCUCCCACAUUAAGCUGACACGCCGUGAUAUAACUGGAUUACUGUUAAAAGGGGCGUUAAACCUCCCCAACUCACUCGCUCACUCACUUUAAAACCAAAUCACAGGGUCAAGCAGUGCACUCGUCUGUCCCAUAGAGAUCCCACCAUAGCCACCAUGCUGCUGGCCCUGCACUUAUAUAAGAACCACCAUACUGGCACCAACAAGAUCGACACUGGGGACUUAGUUUAUGGUGUGUACUUUAAUCGACACCGCCCAGUAUAUAUCAUGUGUGUUUAUAUGUGUAACUGAGUCAUGUAUGUUUCAUCAUAGCCAGUAUGGUAUUACCUCAAUGUGUCUUUCCGACACUCGGUAUUUUUAUGUGCACACUAUACCCCAAAUGACGUAUUUGGUCAAGCCUUUGAAAUUAUUUGUAGUGAGAUUCUUUCAAAUGUCUCCAGUCGAAGAGAGAUACCGGUGGGGCCCAGACAGUCCGUAGCUGUAUGGGUAGCAAGUCACAACGAGGCUCAUACAUGUGUCAUUUAUUUCAAGUUACAAAUAUGCACACUAUUGGUGUACUGAAUAUAUCUUUGAAUCCAAAUUCACAAUGUAUUAGUGCUAGAUGGUUGUAUGAGACGUCACACCUCAACAUCCGAGACUAUCAUCUAAUUAAUACAUCUGCAGCUAGAUGUGAAUAACCCUCAACUAAAAUUGUGUUGUUAUGGCAAACCAGAUUCAUGACUCCUUUCUGUGAAAUAAUUGUUACAGCUGUACAGUGGACAGUACCAGUAGUGAACUUUUACACAACAAAGUCGGCAUCAGUCCGGACUGGUACAAACAGCCACAUUCACGUGCAUGUACGUCGGUAUAUGAGUGCAAAAAUCUUGGACGCGACGUCGAACCCCAUUUUACCUCAUCUCAUAUGGCCACAAAAUCAAACUGGCUCGAUUAUCAUUUAUAUACCUGGUUGGUUCACCAGGUGGCACUGACUUAAUUAUCCUACCCACAGUUCAUUGCUUGGUUCACGGCCUAAGAUGACUGGCUCACAAAUCUCCACAAUUGUCACUUUUAGUUUGACUGAAAUGAUUUACAUGUGACACAGAACCAAUUGCCACCCACUAGAUCUUUUGACAAACCAGUGGGGGCAGGGUAUCCAAAGCCAACUACAUCGUCCACGCACAUUUCAAUGGCUGCAGAGCUUAACAAAGGUACCUGAAAAAGGCGGGUUGAUGGGGAUUUAUGAAUGAGCAAAUAAUCAUUUUCGAUGUUGUCGCUCUCUCAAGAUGAAUUACAAUGUUGGAUGACAAAUAACAAAAAGUGAAAUGAAUAUUAAUUGCGGAUACAAAUGAUAUUUUACUUUAUAUGAUGUUGCUAACACUAUUUGAAAUUACUGCAUUGUGGGCAAUUGUUGCUUUUAAACAAGGAUCGUGUGUCAAAUGGCCAGCUUAACGUGUAGUGUGUAUGCUGGCAUCUUUAUGGUCCGGAACAAGAGGCUACAAAGAUUGUAAAAGAAAAAUGUGAUUUUGUAACAGACCCACAAAUGUAACACAACUCCAAGGUAUGUAUGGUAUCAUGAGUGAAUGAAAGCUUAUGUGUGCCUAUUCAGACGCAUGUAAAUGAUGACUAAAUAGUAUCGACAUAUGCCUUAUACACCGAAUUGAAGGUCAUUGUGAAUAUGUAUGGAUCAAUUGUCAAACUGAUGAUCACCAUGUACGGCUGGGUUAUAUCAUUUUGGACUGUUGGAUGAAAUCUUCAUAAUUAUGAACUGCUGAUAUUGUUGUUGGAGACCCAAAUCUACAUAUUCCAACGUCCAUGGGAUAAGAGGCUUAAUAAAACAUCAUGUGAGAUCGU
This is a messenger RNA of Haliotis rufescens (red abalone), 4152 nucleotides long. RefSeq names its product mucin-2-like. NCBI's taxonomy places the organism in Eukaryota, Metazoa, Mollusca, Gastropoda, Lepetellida, Haliotidae. The record is from RefSeq and is a predicted model, not a curated record. Bases 648 to 2039 code for a protein of 463 amino acids. The transcript is spliced from 12 exons.